CACCCAACCUUUAUCCUGUUUGACCCACUUCUGAAGAGUCAAGAUAUAUUACUAAUUCUCUCCGUUCGUAUUUUCUUAUUGGCUCUUUCUGACUCUUUAGGUUGGGGCGGGUCGGGAAGAAUCGGAUUAGUGGGCCGGUCCUAAUCAAGUGGAAUCCCAAUCCCUUCACUCUCACUUGCUUUCUCUCCCAUUCCACAAGUGGGUAACAUACAGUAAUCCGGCCAACGGGCCGGGUAAUAAGCUAGUUGCUUUUCAGAGGCGGAAGAGACGACGCUGGUAUUGCUUUGCUAUUUGCAUUCAAGAUGGAUUUCUCAUCGAUGGCAAGCCAGGCAGGAGGAUCAAACCCCAAAAUGCCGACGGAGAAAUUUAUGUAUCACUUUAAGUCUCAAAUGGAGCAGGCGUAUGCCCAGAAGUUCAUCGAGACUCUGGGAAGGAAGUGCUUCGACAAGUGCGUAACGAAGCCUGGAUCAAGCCUUGGUGGGAGUGAAAGCAGCUGCGUCUCAAGGUGUGUGGACCGCUACAUUGAAGCCACCGGCAUCGUCGGCAGAGCUCUCUUCAAAGCUAACCAAUGAAGAAAGCUUUUGUUUACAGAACUCACAAACUCAAAACCACUUCCCUCCAAAUUGUUCCCUUUUGUUGGAUGAUACCUCACAAUAUGUGGUCUUCGGAGAAUCGAGUAGUUUGAUGUGAACCUCAGAACCUUUGGCGCCCGUUUUCUCUUCACAUUUUAAUACUCUUGUCUGAUCUCUGUCCUGCUUUGUGCACGCAUGAGUUAAAAUGCAGACAAUUCGCAUUUGCUACCUUGUUUAUCGUAGAGGGGGAACCAUGUCACUGUUUGCAUAUUGAAUUUGGUAGAGAGAAUCUUAACAUGGGCUGUUACUAUGGCAGAAAAAAGAAAAAAACAAACGAUGGUAUCUGAAAAAAUUGACUACACCACACGUUCGAGGAACAACUCUCUCGUUAUAAACAGAGCCGACCUCAACUGAGCAAAUUUAGACCAAGCCCUUUCCAUAAUUUCCCUACUUUCACACAGUUGUAAGCCUCAAACGGAUGAUUUCUGAAUACAAACAUGGUAAAACAAAUACAAGUCCCCAAGUGGGGCACAGAGAGAACUAGUACACUAGUUCCUUCUUUUUGGGUUCUAGAACAGGGGGAUCAAUGUCAAUGCCCAUAUUAGCUGCUGUUCCCGCUAUGAUUUUCAUUGCAGACUCGAUGUUGGUGCAGUUCAAAUCUGGCAGCUUUUCUGUAGCAAUUGUCCGCAGUUGAUCAAUGGUUAUCAUACCCACUUUCUCAUUCUUCGGGUCCUUGGAACCUUUCUCCGCUCCUAAACCAGAAACAUCAAGACGAGUUAGUUUACAGCUCCCAUGAUAAUCAGAGAACGGAGUGCCUACAUGGCUACAUCCAUGUCGUAACUCGUAACAUUGCCCUAUUAUGACAGUCAGUCUUAUUAGGGAGCUUAGCAGCACAAUCAAGAAGCAAUCCACUCCCUAAGCAUUUACAGGAGUAACCAGUACACCUCGGAUGAGUUUAGGCUAUAGUACAAUGCAGAAAAGGAGAAUGAUUCUUAGAUGGAGAAUGCAAUGGUACUAACCAACUGCAACUUAGGUAGUCUGAUGCACAAGAUUAAAAACAUUCAAAGAGA
This is a messenger RNA of Linum trigynum, 1642 nucleotides long. NCBI's taxonomy places the organism in Eukaryota, Viridiplantae, Streptophyta, Magnoliopsida, Malpighiales, Linaceae. The record is from the annotation of a GenBank genome assembly.